This is a messenger RNA of Phyllostomus hastatus (greater spear-nosed bat), 3164 nucleotides long. It is a transcript of the gene STN1, whose product is annotated as STN1 subunit of CST complex. The record is from RefSeq and is a predicted model, not a curated record. Gene Ontology annotation, molecular function: single-stranded telomeric DNA binding. Gene Ontology annotation, biological process: telomere capping; nucleotide-excision repair; DNA replication. The coding region runs from base 458 to 1564 and encodes 368 amino acids. Gene Ontology annotation, cellular component: CST complex; chromosome, telomeric region; site of double-strand break. The transcript is spliced from 10 exons. NCBI's taxonomy places the organism in Eukaryota, Metazoa, Chordata, Mammalia, Chiroptera, Phyllostomidae.
CGCGGGGGGCAGUCCCAGUCACCGCCGGAACUUCAGAGGCGACUUACCUCCCUGUGCCGGAAGGGCUGCGCCUGCGCGCUCCAGGGACCUGAGGGCCCGGGACGCGGGCGCCAACGGGAGCGGGCGUUUAGGAGGUGGUGGCUACCGACGGGUCUGUUUCGUUUCCGCUUUUCACAGUUUCUUCCGGAAAGCCGGAACGUGCAGGAGCAGGCGGAUGGACAGAUACACCCACUGUGCCCAACUCGUGUAUGGCCGCAAGAAUUCCCUUCUGGACCCCGCCCAUUAAAGCGAUUUCAGGGUACACCUCUGUGGACCUGUCUCCCCAAAGUGAAAAGUUGGUGUUUAACUCGUGGGUGAGGAGACACACUUUCGUGGCGCAGAGGAGAUUCCAGGGGGAUUCUUGGCCCAGUGAUGAGAGACUUUUAGGGCUGGCUGGAAGCCACAGCCCAGUCUACCGAUGCAGUCUGAAUCCAGCGGGUGUGAAGAGGAGACCCCUUCCCUCUGGUGGGGUUUGGAUCCUGUGUUUCUAGCCUUUGCAAAACUCUACAUCAGGGAUAUCCUGGACUUGAAGGAGUCCCACCAGGUGCCAGGUGUGUUUUUUUACAACGGGCAUCCAAUAAAGCAGGUCGAUAUCUUGGGAACUGUUAUUGGAGUGAGAGAAAGAAACGCUUUCUACAGUUACGGAGUGGAUGAUAGCACUGGAGUUAUAAACUGCAUCUGCUGGAAAAAGCUGAAUAACACCGAGUCUCCCUCAGCUGCUCCAAGGGCAAGAGAACUGAGUUUAACCUCACAGCUUAAAAAGCUGCAAGAGUCCAUUGAGCAGAGGACAAAGAUAGAAAUUGGGGACAUCGUCCGGGUCAGAGGUUACAUCCGCACGUUCAGAGAAGAGCGAGAAAUUCAUGCCGCUUCUUAUUGUAAAGUAGAUGACCCAGUGUGCAACACUCAAAUCGCAAGGAUGCUUGAGCUGCCCAGUAUCUACAGGAAAGUUUAUGACCAGCCUUUCCGCAGCCAAGCCCUAGAAAAAGAAGAGCUACGCAAAAAUCCAGGUGCCUUGGACCUUGCCAAUCUCACAUGUUUGCUGAGUGAAAAAGCCAAAGAAUUCCUCAUGAAGAACAGAGUGCAAACCUUUUACCAGCAGGAGUUGGAAAUGGUGGAGUCUCUGCUGUCCCUGGCCAAUCAGCCCGUGAUUCGCAGCACCUGCUCCGAGCAAGCAGAUUUCAAGAAUGACACCGCUUCCAAGGCAAUUCAUAGCAUAUUUAAGAGUGCCAUAAAGCUCCUGCAGGAGAAAGGAUUCAUUUACCAGAAGGAUGGCAGUUUUGAUAACCUCUUCUAUGUAACCAGAGAAGACAAAGAACUGCACAGAAAGAUCCACCGUAUCAUUCGGGAAGACUGCCAGAAACCCAACCACAUGGAGAAGGGCUGCCACUUCCGGCACAUCUUGGCCUGCGCCCGCCUGAGCGUCAGCCCGGGCCUGAGUGAGCCCGUGCUGCAGCAGGUGCUGGAGUUCCUGGAGGACCAGAGUGACAUCGUCAGCACAAUGGAGCAGUACUACAUAGCGUUCUGAGGACGGGCCGCAGACAGCCCUGGCAGAGCCGGGCCGGCAAGGAGGACUGAGUGGUGUUCAUUUCCAGGCCCUGGUUUUAAACACCAUGCAGAGGCUCAUAGGUUGGAAGGCAGUUAUCUUAUAAUCAACUGUGAAAUACGGUCAUUUGAGGAAUGGAAUUUGGCAUAAAUUCUGUAGGCUGCCUUCUACCUACUAUAUUCUUGGGGUAAAGUGACUUUUCUCAGCCAUGACAUGCAAGAAAACCCUCUCGUUUGACCUCCUCACUGGACUGAGCAUCCUUGGUAAAGCAGAAGGGGCGGAGACAGUGUUGGUGGCUGAAUCAGUGUGUGUGGGUGGGACUCUCGAGGUGAAGGGACAUCACAUGGUAAAGCCCGUGGACAUGGGAACUGAAGAGCAUGUGGCCAGAUCACACAGGCCUGAAACUUUUUAAAAGGUUAGACUAUCAGAAAUAUUCUUGUGUGUCUGCUUAAUGGUUAAGAACCCUACGUAGGAAGCUAGCUGUCCCUGAGUGAGUGCUGUGGAACUACGCUUUCCAAGGGUCAGGCACCCGCGGUGGGUUGUGAGUCCUGUAUUCAGUGCUUUUACAGACCCACCCAGCAAUGGCCAUAAAUGGGUCCCAGGCAUGGCUCUGGGUCCGUGGUUUUUUCUGAGUCACAAGGUGUCUCCCCACAAAGACUCAGUACGUGCCCGGACAGGCGACAGAGUCACGCCUCUGCUCUGAAUGACAAGGUCAAGGGAAAAAAAUCUGAGGCAUGCAGAGGGCUUGUUCUAACAGCAAGAUGACAAAUCCAGCCAGCAAAAAUCAAAUGUGGAGAAAGAUUCGGAGUUAAUUACAGUCCCCUGCGUUUGCUCUUGAUGUAAUGAGCUCUUAGCGGCUCUGCCGCAGAGCCUGCUGGCCUGGGGAGCUGCUCUGCUGUGUGUGGAGGUGAAGGGGUUUUACAUUCAGAGUCAGCUGCAGCUCCUCAUGUCAGGUGGAGGGCUAGUGCUGGCAGAUGGCUUUCCGUCACGGACUCUUCUGACUUGACCCAGACCUCUGCCCUAUUUCUAAUAGCCAUUACCCGGGUGGCUGCCCAGGGUCCUCCCUGUGGUAUAGAAGAGGGUUUACCUGGAGUGAUACCCCUAUGGUUCUUCCCCGAGGGCAUUGGCUAUUCCAUAUUGAAUACAUCUCAGAUUAUUGGAACUGCCAGGAAGCAGCCUUGGAUGAGGCCAUUAAAAGGGCACGCUGCUCUUGCACACAGCAGCCCCACUGCUAGAGUUGAUCCCAAGGGGAUAGCCACACGGGUGUGAAAGGGUGAAUGCACAGAACUCCCACUGCUAUAUAAUUUAGAGUUCUAUGUUGGGGAAAGGAUAGGAAAAAAUAGUGUAUGUAUAUACAAUGAAAUACUACGCAACCAUUAAACUAAUGGGAGCAGACAGACAUGAUUGCCACAGAGCACUGUUCCCAAUAGAUUUUAGUGGAAAGAAAAUAAAGUUACAGAUCUGUUUAUGUAGUAUAAUACUACUGAUCUAAACCUGCCUGUGUGUACAUAUGUGUCCAAUAUAUCUGUAUAGAGAGUUUCUAUAUGUACCUGUAUAUAAAUGUCGCACAUGGAUACAUUUA